GCAUCUAUGUGCCCAAAUUUUGAAGCUUUGCCAAGACAGCAGACAGUUGUUAAAUAGCUUCCAUUAUGAAAGUACUAGUGAAUUAUUUGGCGCACUUGAUCUUCCUCAUCUUCACGUUAGUGAUAACAGUGCAAACAAAAAUGAUAUUAAAAGCUGAGGGUGAGCCAUGCGAAUGUAAGUAUGAGAACUGCACUUGUAAAACAUUCAGUAAUUGCGAGGUGCUGAGCCAAGAGGAUGAUGUAUUACAUUGUGAUAGAAUAAAGGGUAUCGUUUGCUGUCCCGAAGAGCCUAAAUACAACACAACCUAUAUCCCACCUGUAUUGGUGUCAGAAUUGGCCUGUGAAAGAUACACGAAAAUGACAUCUAAAGAAUGUCCCCAAAAAUUUAUAACGGGCGGAGAAAGAGCUAAAUUGAAGGAAUUUCCUCCAGCUGCUUUGCUAGGCAACUUCAACCCUACAACUAACGAUACUACAUGGUUCUGUGGCGGUACGCUGAUAAGUGAACGCUUCGUUUUGACUGCGAGUCACUGUGGGAAUGGUGAUUCCAUAAAUGUCGUGCGACUUGGCGAUGUGGACUUCAGCACUACGAAAGAUGAUGUGGGAGUACAGCAGUUCUCAGUAAGCAGAGCGAUACCGCACAUGAGAUACAACCGUACAAAGUACUACGACAUAAUGUUGUUGGAAUUGAAUGGCACAGUCACUUUCACCGACUAUGUUCAACCCGCUUGUAUACUCACACCAAAUUUUAUGGCAUACAACCAAGACCAAUAUUGGGCCGUUGGCUGGGGUUACACUGGCGAAUUGGCGGAAAUGUCUCCACAGUUGCGUCGCGUCCUAUUAGAAAAAAUGGACAAUGAUAAUUGUACCCAGAUUUCAAAUAUAAUCCAUGAUUUGCAACGCGGUCUUCGUGAUCGUAUACAAUUUUGUUUGCACGGAAACUCCACGGAUACGUGCAAAGGUGACUCCGGUGGACCUAUACUUAUAAAAUUUCCCCAUAAUCUGGAAUACAGAUGUUUGUAUAUGGUCGCCGGUGUAGUAUCGUUUGGCCAAGAGGUAUGUGGUGAACAGGAUAUACCAAGCAUAAAUACAAAUGUUACAGCUUUUGUGGAUUUCAUCGAAUCUCAUGUGUGGCCAAAUGAAACAAAAGAAGAAAGGAUGGGCUAAGUUCGGGUGUAACCGAACAUUACGUACUCUCCUCAAGGUGCUUAACUUAUAUAUUGCAAAGUGAACGAAUCAGUUUGACUUCAAACUUGAGGUCUAAAGGAAGUAGACGUGGUAAUGAAUCUAUUUCGAAACCGGCUUAAGUUAUCAGUAGAUUUGAAUUGAAUUGUAUCAUCGAAUUUCAUGUAUGGCCAAAUAAAAAUUUAUAAAAAAACCAAUGUAAAAUAUGUAGAACAAGAUCAAUAAAAUUACACCAAUGUUGUUUAUCUAUAU
Molecule: messenger RNA, 1433 nt
Organism: Zeugodacus cucurbitae (melon fly)
Lineage: Eukaryota; Metazoa; Arthropoda; Insecta; Diptera; Tephritidae
Product: venom protease
Exons: 4
Coding region: 66-1163 (365 amino acids)
Biological process (GO): proteolysis
Molecular function (GO): serine-type endopeptidase activity
Source: RefSeq, a predicted model, not a curated record